AUGGCGUCAUCUAGGCAUAUAGGAAGAAGACGACUUGCAAAUGACGAAGAAAAAAUACUGACAAAUAUAACUAUUGCACUGUGCGCAGUUGCCGCGUUAGAAACAAAUGGGCGUCACUUACGACAUACAUCCAUAUUAACUAGCCAUGAUUACAUGUUGGAAGUACUCAAUGGUCCUGAUGACAGAAUUUUUGACAAGUGCCGCAUGGAAAAAGACUGUUUUACAAACUUAUGUUACAUUUUGGCACAGCAAGGGAAAUUGCGAUCAAAUAGGAGGAUGAGUAUUGAAGAACAAGUCAUGAUAUUUUUGAUAAUCGUUGGUAAAAACGAGACAAUCAGAAUGAUGAUGGAGGAUUUCCAACAUUCAGGUGAGACGAUCUCUAGAUAUGUUGGCGAAGUUUGUGAGGCGAUAUGUGAGUUGAAGACAGGGUUUAUCAGGCCACCUGACUUCAGUGAUGUUUCACUGGAAAUAUCGACCAAUAGAAAAUAUUACCCUUUCUUUAAGGAUUGUAUUGGAGCCAUUGAUGGCAAACAUGUGUACGCUUCGGUUCCAUUGGAGUUUGGCGAUAGGUACCAGAAUCGCAAAGGAACGUUGUCAUAG
This is a messenger RNA of Pistacia vera, 600 nucleotides long. RefSeq lists its product as uncharacterized. Lineage: Eukaryota; Viridiplantae; Streptophyta; Magnoliopsida; Sapindales; Anacardiaceae. The coding region runs from base 1 to 600 and encodes 199 amino acids. The transcript has 2 exons. The record is from RefSeq and is a predicted model, not a curated record.